This is a messenger RNA of Miscanthus lutarioriparius, 1449 nucleotides long. The record is from the annotation of a GenBank genome assembly. Lineage: Eukaryota; Viridiplantae; Streptophyta; Magnoliopsida; Poales; Poaceae.
AUGGCUGCUCACUGGAUCCUACAUUUGGCACUGCUCCUCUUAUCCAUGUCCUCUCAGCAGGUUCUCGCGGCGAGGCAGCAGGACCGUCAUACCAUCAGCGUCCAGUCUCUGCUGUCUAGCUCGAUAUGUUCUUCGGCAUCUGCUGUUCCAGUGUCUCGUCAUGGAGCAGCUGGAAGCACCCUCCAAAUCGUCCACCGCGCGUGCCUGCAAACCGGCGACCACGAGACAGUGCCGGACCACCACUACACUACUGCCAUCCUGCACCGAGACCGCCACCGAUUCCUGUCCAUCCACCGGCGCCUCACCAGGGCGGAGACCAAAGCCACCACCAUCCCCGCCCGUCUCGGCCUCGCCUUCCAGAGUCUCGAGUACGUGGUCACCAUCGGCAUCGGAACCCCACCGCGCAACUUCACGGUCCUCUUCGACACCGGCAGCGACCUCACCUGGGUGCAGUGCCUGCCGUGCCCCGACACCUCCUGCUAUCACCAGGAAGAGCCCUUGCUCGACCCGAGCAAGUCUUCCACCUACGUCAACAUCUCGUGCAGCGCGCCGGAGUGCCACAUCGGUGGCGCCCAGCAAACCAGCUGCGGGAGGACCUCGUGCCAGUACAGCGUCAAGUAUGGCGACAAAUCCGAGACUAGGGGUAGCCUUGCCGAGGAGACUUUUACUCUGUCGCCGCUAGCGCCGCCUGCCACCGGAAUCGUGUUUGGGUGCAGCCAUGAGUAUAUUUCUGGCUUCAACGACACGGACAUGGGUGUCGCCGGUCUGCUUGGUCUAGGGCGGGGCGACUCGUCCAUCCUCUCGCAGACACGCCAGGGCAACAGCGGCAGCGGCAGCGUGUUCUCCUACUGCCUCCCUCCACGCGGGAGCUCCACGGGAUACCUCACCAUCGGCGCCGCCGCUCCUCCGCAGUCGAAGCUGUCCUUCACGCCUCUGAUAACCACUAUCUCUCAGCUGAGCUCUGCGUACGUGGUGAGCCUCGCCGGCAUCUCCGUCAACGGCGCGGCCGUGCCUAUACCGGCGUCGGCUUUCUCCCUGGGGGCGAUCAUCGACUCCGGCACGGUGGCCACGCACAUGCCGGCCGCCGCGUACUACCCGCUGCGCGACGAGUUCAGGCGCCACAUGGGCGGUUACAAGAUGCUGCCGGAGGGGUCCUUGGAAUUGCUGGACACGUGCUACGACGUGACGGGGCAGGACGUCGUGACGGCGCCGCGGGUGGCGCUCGAGUUUGGUGGCGGCGCGAGGAUCGACGUGGACGCGUCUGGGAUUCUAUUUGUGUUCCCGGUAGCAGAUGACUCAGGGCCAUCCCUGACGCUCGCGUGCUUGGCCUUCGUGCCCACGAAUUCGCCGGGUCUCGUCAUCGUCGGUAACAUGCAGCAGAGGGCGUACAACGUCGUGUUCGAUGUGGAUGGAGGGAGGAUUGGCUUCGGACCAAACGGAUGCAGUUGA